AGGGAGGACCCCGCGGCCUCCUUGGACGCCUACGCCCACGCCCUGCUGGCUGGCCGGGGACACGACCGCUGGUAUGACAAGUCCUUCACCCUCAUCGUCUUCUCCAACGGCAAGCUGGGCCUCAGCGUGGAGCACUCGUGGGCGGACUGCCCCGUCUCAGGGCACAUGUGGGAGUUCACUCUGGCCACGGAGUGCUUCCAGCUGGGCUACUCGGUGGACGGCCACUGCAAGGGCCACCCUGAGCCCUCCCUGCCCCGGCCCCAGCGGCUACACUGGGACCUUCCAGACAAGGUCCACCUGUCCAUCGCACUCGCCCUGAGGGCAGCCAAGACCUUGUCCGGAGACACGGACUGCCACGUCUUCCCCUUCUCCCACUUCGGCAAGAGCUUCAUCAAACGCUGCCACCUGUCCUCAGACAGCUUCAUCCAGGUGGCCUUGCAGCUGGCCCACUUCCGGGACAGGGGUCACUUCUGCCUGACUUAUGAGUCAGCCAUGACGCGCCUGUUCCUGGAAGGCCGGACGGAGACGGUGCGGUCUUGCACGCGGGAAGCCUGCCACUUCGUGCGAGCCAUGGAGGACAGAGAGAAGACAGACUCCCAGUGCCUCUCCCUGUUCCGCCUGGCGGUGGACAAGCACCAGGCUCUGCUGAAGGCGGCCAUGAGCGGGCAGGGCGUGGACCGCCACCUGUUCGCACUCCACAUCGUGUCCCAGCUCCUCCACCUGCAGGCGCCCUUCCUGGACCAGGUUCACUCGGAGCAGUGGCAGCUGGCCACCAGCCAGAUCCCCGUGCAGCAAACCCACCUGUUUGACGUCCACAACUACCCCGACUACGUGUCCUCCGGUGGAGGGUUUGGGCCUGUGGAUGACCACGGCUACGGCGUUUCUUACAUCUUCAUGGGGGAUGACACGGUCACCUUCCACAUUUCCAGCAAAAAAUCAAGCACAAAAACGGACUCGCACCGGCUGGGGCAGCACAUUGAGGACGCGCUGCUGGACGUGGCCUCCCUGUUCCAGGAGGGGCAGCGUCUGAAGCGAGGGUGCCGGGGGCGGGGGGAGGAGGACUCGGGGAACCGGCGUGGGUCUCUCCCCGGCCACUAGGGGCUCCGGGGCACCCCUGCCGCCCACCAACCUGUGAUCUCUUCCGGCCGGACCUGGUCUCCCCGGGAAUCGUGGGCGGGGCUCCGUGGCUGGGCUGGUGCAGGACGGAGGCACCCUGUUUGGGCUUGGAAACCCCACAUCUGGUCCAAUAAAGAUGUGUGAGCUGG
Myotis lucifugus (little brown bat) is the source of this 1265-nucleotide messenger RNA. Its product is annotated as carnitine O-palmitoyltransferase 1, brain isoform. NCBI's taxonomy places the organism in Eukaryota, Metazoa, Chordata, Mammalia, Chiroptera, Vespertilionidae. Gene Ontology annotation, cellular component: mitochondrion. The record is from RefSeq and is a predicted model, not a curated record. The annotation marks the transcript as partial. The transcript is spliced from 9 exons. Gene Ontology annotation, biological process: fatty acid metabolic process; carnitine metabolic process. Gene Ontology annotation, molecular function: carnitine O-palmitoyltransferase activity.